AUGGGCAGAUCAAAGGUCCCCAAGGCCUGGAAAGAACGUCUGCGUCCGCGACCGCUAAAAUCCCUGUUGACACCCUGUUUUACCUACGGCUGUGAACGCUGCAUGUUGAGAUCGCAGUGUGCUGCGGCGAAAGUGUCGGAUGCUUGUGGUCGUUCCGCAUCUACUGCUAGCGCGUCGAGACCUUUGGCGCACCGACUCUGUGACUACAUUCCAGGUUGCAGUUACCUACGAAAGCGGUGGUUUAAUUCCUCAGCUUCCAACGCUACCGUGGCCAGACGUCGCAGAAACAGUAGGAUACGUCUUGAAUCUCCGUCAGACAGAUCUGCCACCACUAACACCACUGUCAUCAGUAAUGAGGCUACGGGGAGCACUGCCUCCCUCAGUGGCAGCGAGUUGCAUGGAUCGCAACUGGAGUUGUCUCCGCAAUACACUCUCUUCAAGACACCACUUGUGCAUUCUGUGGGCGGGGAUGAGCCAGACACUACAAGAAUUCAACUGUGA
Messenger RNA from Spirometra erinaceieuropaei, 501 nucleotides. The record is from the annotation of a GenBank genome assembly. NCBI's taxonomy places the organism in Eukaryota, Metazoa, Platyhelminthes, Cestoda, Diphyllobothriidea, Diphyllobothriidae.